Psilocybe cubensis is the source of this 453-nucleotide messenger RNA. RefSeq lists its product as uncharacterized. NCBI's taxonomy places the organism in Eukaryota, Fungi, Basidiomycota, Agaricomycetes, Agaricales, Agrocybaceae. The record is from RefSeq and is a predicted model, not a curated record. Bases 1 to 453 code for a protein of 150 amino acids. The transcript has 3 exons.
AUGGCGGCGGUGAAGCAAGGUGGAAUUGGUGUUGGGCUUGGGAUCACUACAGGCGCAGGACCUGCCACGAGCACGAGCACGAACACCGGCACAAGCACAAGCACGAGCACGGCUACAGGAGUGAGCAAAGAGCGCGAGAUCCAGGUUCUUCAAGACCUCGAUCGGGCGGUGUCAAAGACUAUGGAGGUUGUACUUGCGAGCUCUGGUUCUGGGUCUGGGAGCGGGUUGGGCACCGGGUCGGGGAGUUGGACGAAAGGCGAGGAGCGGAUGAGUUUUGAGAGGACAGCGGGUGUUGGAGGACAUUUGAUGGUGCGCCAUGGGCUGCUUUCGCCGCACCCCAAGCUGCUACCAGGUGCGUCGCGCGAGACGACGCCAAUGGCGCCUGAUGGGCGGCCGGGGAGUAUCAUGAGCGUCACAUCCAACGGUUUGAAACCCGUCUUCGGUGCAGCAUGA